This is a messenger RNA of Pezoporus flaviventris, 1889 nucleotides long. RefSeq names its product solute carrier family 2, facilitated glucose transporter member 9-like. NCBI's taxonomy places the organism in Eukaryota, Metazoa, Chordata, Aves, Psittaciformes, Psittacidae. Bases 169 to 1620 code for a protein of 483 amino acids. Gene Ontology annotation, cellular component: membrane. The record is from RefSeq and is a predicted model, not a curated record. The transcript is spliced from 11 exons. Gene Ontology annotation, molecular function: hexose transmembrane transporter activity. Gene Ontology annotation, biological process: monosaccharide transmembrane transport.
CAUCACGCUGGGGUCUUUGCUCUGGGUCAGGGACAUCCCUACUAGAAAAGGGCAGUGACCCAACGCAGCUCAUGCCACAAGUGACCUUGUGCUGAUCCCUCUUCUGUCUUCCAGCACCUCACCUUUCCCCUGCUGUCAGUCACCCUCCUGGUGUCCUUUGGCUCCUCCAUGCUUUAUGGCUACAACCUGGCUGUGGUGAACUCGCCGGCGGUGCACAUAAAGGCUUUCUACAACACCACAUGGUCCCAGAGGUACGGGCACGGGCUGGCACCCGGCCCCCUCACCCUCCUCUACUCCCUGACUGUCUCUACCUUCUCCUUGGGAGGGCUGGUGGGCUCCCUGCUGGUGGGGGUGCUGGUGGAGCGCUAUGGCAGGAACGGUGCACUGAGCCGCAGCUCUCUCCUCGUCCUCCUCGCCGGCGGCUUCAUGGGCUUCAGCCGGGAGCUGGGGUCCCCCGAGAUGGUGAUCAUCGGCCGCUGCAUCACAGGGAUCCACUCAGGUAUCUGUCUCAGCGUGGUGCCCCUCUACCUGGGAGAAAUCGCCCCCAAGAACCUGCGGGGUUUCCUGGGGCUCGUGCCCAGCAUCUUCAUCUGCUUAGGGGUUUUUUCUGCUCAGGUCCUGGGCCUCCCGGAGCUGCUGGGUGAGGACAGGUUCUGGCCCCUUUUCCUGUCAGUGGUGGUCAUUCCCACCUCCCUCCAGCUCCUGCUGCUGCACUGCUUCCCCGAGAGCCCACGGUACCUGCUGAUAGAGAAGGAUGAUGUCUGCGGGACCACCAGGGCGCUGCGCCGGUUCCUGGGGACACCGGAUGUGCAGGAUGUGAUCGAGGAGAUGAAGGCGGAGCAGCAGUCGCUCUCCUCCAUGGACAUGGUCUCUGUGUGGCAGCUGCUGCGGGACCGCUCUGUGCACUGGCAAACGCUGUCGGUGGUGGUGGUGAACGCCGGCAUGCAGCUCUCGGGCAUCGAUGCUAUCUGGUUUUACACCAACACCAUCUUCGAGAACGCCGGGAUCCCCGUAUCCCAGAUCCCCUAUGCCACCGUGGGCACCGGCACCAUUGAAGUUGUCGCUGGGCUGAUAGGGUGUUUCACCAUUGAGAAGCUGGGCCGGCGGCCCCUCCUCAUCGCUGGCUUCUGCACCAUGGGCAUCUGCUUGGCUGGCAUCACCGUGUCCCUGUUGCUGCAGACCACCGUGCCCUGGAUGUGCUAUGUUGGCGUUGUCUGUGUGAUUGGCACCAUCGCCGGCUUCUGCAUAGGACCAGCCGGUGUCCCCUUCCUGAUGACAGCGGAGCUCUUCAUGCAGUCCCACCGCCCAGCUGCCUACAUUGUGGGGGGGUCCCUCAACUGGCUCUGCAACUUCACCAUUGGCUUCAUCUUCCCCUUCUUGCAGAUGUCAGCCGGUGCCUUUUGCUUCUUGGUUUUCUGUGGUGUCUGCCUGCUGGUGGCCCUGUACGUCUACCUCGUGAUCCCUGAGACCAAGAACAAAACCUUCAUGGAGAUCAGCCACAUCUUUGCCGCCCGCCGCUCCUUCCCCUCCAUCCCAGCCCACCUUCGGAUGAAGAAACUCGAUGGCUAUGGGGCCCUGGAGAGCAGCUCCCUGGAGGACAAAGGCUCCAGCCUCCCCUGAUGUGGGUGGGCUGGGAAGGGGACAGGGAUGGUGGAGGAGGAUUGGGGCUGAGGAGGGAAGUGGGGGGCAAUUUGCUUGGACUUGAUAAGCUCUGGUUCUCCUAGGGCAUCUCACCAUGGUGCAGCCUGGAGCCAUGGUUGCACCGACCAUGGUCCACCCUCACUGUGUUGGAAGAGAUGUCCUCCCGGAGGAGGGGGGUUCACAUCACUCCUGUGGACUUGCCAGGAGCUGCCUGUGUGAGCAGUUUAAUAAACAGCAUUGCCCUCAGA